Molecule: messenger RNA, 2047 nt
Organism: Malania oleifera
Lineage: Eukaryota; Viridiplantae; Streptophyta; Magnoliopsida; Santalales; Ximeniaceae
Product: CDP-diacylglycerol--serine O-phosphatidyltransferase 1
Exons: 13
Coding region: 456-1745 (429 amino acids)
Biological process (GO): phosphatidylserine biosynthetic process
Molecular function (GO): L-serine-phosphatidylethanolamine phosphatidyltransferase activity
Source: RefSeq, a predicted model, not a curated record
UCUUUGACCGUCGUACUCUCUCUCUCUCCCUCUCCCUCUCCCUCUCUUUCUCUCUCUACUUUUUAUUUUUUUUUUCCCUUCAUCAACGCCUUUUCGCCGCUGUUGCAGAGCGACUCCACACCCCCCCUUCCCCCCGGGACCUUUUCUUCUCUGCCACUGCAAAGAUAUAUAGAGAGCUAAACCCACGCAGAUUUUAGAGAGACGGAGAGAGAGAAAGAGAGGAGGGAGAGAGAGAGAGCUGUUGUUAGUGUAAUUAUUAUCAUCAUCAUCAUCAUUUCUCCAUCUUCAUCUUCUUACAAAUUUCGAUAACUCCCCAUCUCAUCAUUAACUCUCUCUGUUCCAAACAUCCUAACCUCUGAGACCGAUCCGACGGCCACGAUCUUCUCGUCUCCUCAUCCUGCGGCUGGCCCUCCUCUGUCUCCGCCCCUCCACUAAGCCCGUUGCAUCUCUUGAACAUGGGGCCUUUGGAGCCCAAUGGGGACAGGAGAGCAAGAAGAAAAGAUUCUAUUCUUAAAGAAAAUGGGAACUUGAAUUCGUUAGGUGCUAAUGAGGAACUUGAUCCAUGGACUGCAUGGGCAUAUCAGCCUCGUACCAUUACACUGUUAUUUAUUGGUGCAUGUUUGCUUAUCUGGGCAAGUGGAGCUCUUGAUCCUGAAAGAAGUUCAUCUGGUGAUCUUGUUACAUCUGUGAAACGGGGUGUAUGGGCUAUGAUUGCAGUUUUCCUUGCUUAUUGUUUGCUGCAAGCCCCUUCAACAGUGCUAAUUCGACCACAUCCUGCUUUGUGGCGCUUAGUUCAUGGAAUGGCUGUUGUCUACCUCGUUGCUCUCACAUUUUUGCUUUUUCAGAAACGUGAUGAUGCUCGCCAGUUCAUGAAAUUUCUCCACCCUGAUCUUGGUGUUGAACUUCCUGAAAGAUCAUAUGGUACUGAUUGCCGCAUUUAUCUGCCCGAAAAUCCCACAAGCAGGUUUAAGAAUGUUUAUGAAACCCUAUUUGAUGAAUUUGUUCUCGCUCAUAUUUUUGGAUGGUGGGGCAAGGCUAUAAUGAUCAGGAAUCAGCCCCUAUUGUGGGUGUUGUCAAUUGGAUUUGAGUUAAUGGAGUUCACCUUUCGCCACAUGUUGCCUAACUUUAAUGAAUGCUGGUGGGACAGUAUUAUUCUUGAUAUCUUAAUCUGCAAUUGGUUUGGAAUCUGGGCAGGAAUGCAUACUGUUCGGUACUUCGAUGGAAAAACAUAUGAGUGGGUUGGUAUAAGCCGUCAGCCAAAUAUUAUUGGGAAGGUGAAGCGAACACUAGGACAAUUUACACCAGCACAGUGGGACAAAGAUGAAUGGCACCCCUUGCUAGGUCCAUGGCGUUUCAUUCAAGUUCUCAGUCUCUGCAUUAUCUUCUUGACAGUGGAGCUCAACACAUUCUUUCUUAAGUUCUGUCUUUGGAUCCCUCCUAGAAAUCCUGUGAUUGUCUAUAGGUUGAUAUUGUGGUGGUUGAUCGCAAUUCCAACUAUUCGCGAGUACAAUUCCUAUCUGCAGGACCGCAAACCGGUGAAAAAAGUUGGAGCAUUUUGUUGGCUUUCCCUUGCUAUUUGCAUUAUUGAACUCCUCAUUUGCAUUAAGUUUGGACACGGCUUGUACCCUAAACCAAUGCCUGUUUGGUUGGUGAUCUUCUGGGUAUCUGUGGGGUUGACCCUUGUGAUAUUCCUGAUGGUUUGGUCAUGGCAAUUGCACCGGGCUUUGGGUCAAAAGAGGCGAUGACUUUAAUUACCUUUCGGGGGUCACAACCAUUCUUUGAUUUCUUGUCCUUGGUUUUUUCAGGGGGGGAGGUGUAAAUAUUUAUAUUGCUUUGACGAAUUGUAAAUGCCUAUUCAUUAGGUCUCUCUCUCUCUCUCUCUCUGGACCACAGUUUCUUGUGUAGAGAAUAUUGAUUCUUUGUUGUUACUUGUUACGUAGUGGGCAAUUUCAUCUUUCUAUUGCCAGGCUUUUGAGCUACAGUCGUCCACCAUUACCAAUGUGGCAAAAUUUUCCCCACCAUUAUUGAGCAAAGAUUUUGGUCCUCA